CAGCUGCAGUGAAAACCGUAACGUCUCUCUCACUCUUUGAACACAAUCUCUCUGCCUCUCACAAUGACCACUAAUCUCCCAUUCUCAAUUACCCUGAAACACAUACUCUCUAGCUUCGCAUCUCUCGUCUUAAUCACUCUCUUCUUCAUCACCAGAACCAGUUUCUCACCGUCUUCUUCAAUUCAGCCUCCGGACAACAAGACUCUCCGGAUCUCCAACUCCUCCACCGGGACUAAAUCACAUAGCCAAGAAUCCGUAAGUUGUAACAAGAUCCCUCCUUCGCUUGCCGACGCUCUGAUCCACUAUGCCGCCUCCAAUGUCACUCCCCAGCAAACACACUCCGAAAUCUCCGUCACCAAGAAGGUCUUAGAGAAGAAAUCGCCGUGCAACUUCCUCGUGUUUGGUCUUGGUUACGACAGCUUGAUGUGGUCGACGUUAAAUUACGGAGGAAGAACCAUUUUCUUAGAAGAAAACGAGUCAUGGAUCCGUCAAAUCGCUGAGAAGUUCCCUUCUCUGGAAUCGUACCACGUCCGGUACAAUACCAAGGUAAGAGACGCGGAGGCUCUGAUGGCGGCGGCGAGAGAUAAAGAAGAGUGCCAUAGCGUGUCGACUGAUCCUAGGGUUUCCGCGUGCGAUCUUGCGUUGAAAGGCUUACCUGAGGUGGUUUACGAAACAGAGUGGGAUUUGAUAAUGGUUGAUGCUCCGACGGGGUUUCAUGAAGAAGCUCUGGGGCGGAUGACGGCGAUUUAUACGGCGGGGAUGAUGGCGAGGAGAUGGAAGGAUGAAGGAGAGACGACGGAUGUGUUUGUGCACGAUGUGGAUAGGAAAGUGGAGGAUGAGUUCUCAAUGGCAGAUUACUUGACAGAGCAAGAAGGACGGCUCCGCCAUUUCACGGUGCCUAGUCACCGGGGCUAUGGUGUCUCCGGCGGUAAAUUAUGUCCCUAAUUUUAUGGUUUGCUGAUGCUUAAAAUGGUAAGAGUAUAUGUCCGGAGCUCCAUAGCCUUCAGAGAUUAAUUAGUUUGAGCUUUGGACAGCUGUUAUUAUAUGUAUAUGGUUUUUUAUAAUUUCAUAAUUGAUAUAUAUAUAUUUGUUAAGAAAAGAAAAGACAACAACAAGUAGAUUGAUUUGGACCGUUUGGUGACAUAGUAAAUGUUUUCAAAA
Messenger RNA from Camelina sativa (false flax), 1161 nucleotides. Its product is annotated as glucuronoxylan 4-O-methyltransferase 3. Gene Ontology annotation, biological process: xylan biosynthetic process. The record is from RefSeq and is a predicted model, not a curated record. Lineage: Eukaryota; Viridiplantae; Streptophyta; Magnoliopsida; Brassicales; Brassicaceae.